UCCGUCCAUCUCUCACCAUAAUUUAAUUAAGCUUUAAAGAAACCCCAUCUAUCCCCUAUUCUAUUAUAUAUAAUGGGCUCAGACUCUCAAAACCAACUACCACAGACCCUUUUACAUAUCCAUGUUAAAAGUGUUGUUACUUCUCAAAAAGAUGGUCAUCACCGCCGCAUAGCAGCCGCUCGCCACCUCUAUCUUUCGCCAUAUCCACCCUGUUAAGGUAUGAACUUAUAUACUUCAAUUCAAUCAAAUUUAUGGUCCUUAUAAGAUAUUUCAGCUAAUAUGGUUUCAAGAAAAUAUCAAAGGAAUUCUUGGAGAAUCAUGAGCAGAAGAAACGUACCACAGCUUGAUCUCGGGUUGAAUUUGUCACCACCAGCAAGAAGAAACCUCCAUCCUGAGUCCCCGAGUCGAUCGUCGACAUCGCCUCCGAGUUCAUGUGUAUCAUCGGAAGUGAACCAGCAGGAGUCCCGGCAGUACUCCACCGGCCCGGAGGCCAUAUCCAUGAUGCUUGUGGGGUGCCCCCGGUGUCUCAUGUAUGUCAUGCUUGCAGAAGAAGACCCAAGAUGCCCCAAAUGCAAAAGCUCUGUUUUGCUUGAUGUCAUCCAUGACAAGACCACCACCACCAAGAAAACAAAGAAGGGCUAGCCAUACUUUUAUAUAUGUAUAUCUAUCUCAAUAUAUGCUAGUCCUUACCCUACCCCUAUCCCCACUAAACAAGCCCUUUUCAUUGUCUUUCCAAGUAGCAAUAGGAAGUUGAUCUGGUAUAGAAGUGGUGUUGGUUUUUGUUCCAUUACCAUAUUUAGUACAACUGCCCGAUUUUUCUUCAGAAACAUAAUGCAAUUUCCUGCCUACGUUUGUUCA
This is a messenger RNA of Olea europaea var. sylvestris, 858 nucleotides long. RefSeq lists its product as uncharacterized. Lineage: Eukaryota; Viridiplantae; Streptophyta; Magnoliopsida; Lamiales; Oleaceae. The record is from RefSeq and is a predicted model, not a curated record. The transcript has a single exon. The coding region runs from base 280 to 642 and encodes 120 amino acids.